GUGCUAUGAAAAGUUUCUCAAUGGUUGGUCGCAUUGUCCAUUUGCAUUGCCAAUUGAAUCUACUUACGAAAAGGCGGAAAGGAUCAAGGAGCUGUUUGACCUGGCGGUGCAAAGGCAGACCAAAGAGAUGAAUGACAACAUAUAUGGUCAAGGUAUCGACAACCACUUGAUGGGCCUACGUUAUGCGGCGAAGGAGGCCGGCGAGCCGAUGUCGGAGCUCUUCACGGACGAGGCUUACGCGAUCGUUAAUCACUUCGCCCUCUCGACGUCACAGGUGACCACGAAGAAUGACGUGAUCGUCGGGUACGGACCGGUGGUGCCAGAUGGUUACGGAUGUGCUUACAACGUGAGGAAAAACGGCUUCAUCUUCUCAGUCUCGGCCUUUCACAGCGAUGGCCGGACCAGCGCGAUGCAAUUCGCGCAAACGCUGGAGCAGAGUCUGCGGGAUAUGGCGGCUAUGAUAAAGAAUUCGAAGAAGUGAUAGAUGCUCGAUUAACCUAGAGCUGCAAAUACAACCUCCCGUCCGUCCUGACGGGGAUGUAGAGGUGAGAUAGAAGAGGGUGAGCUUCUCACGACUCACGAGGGUGGUUCAAAACGUAUUGAACCUACGAGACGCAUGUUGAAUGACAGCCCACUUCUUGAUGUCUUUUGACACGCUGUCGAAACAUUCGAAUCGGUUUUACAGCAGUAAACGGCAUCUUUUUCUUAUUUCCGUAUCAUCUUUGCGUCGUCAGACUUCAAAGCUGAGAAAAUGGCAGUUUCAUAUAGAUUUCGUACGAUGAAUUAUUUGCAUUUAACUAUUCAUUGUGAAGGAAACACGGGGAGCACGACUUUCAAAGCACCCUUGCACGCAGGAAAUACUUGUCGUAUAGAUUUAAGAAAUGCGAGCGUAGGCGUAGCGCAGAAAGAUUUAGGAACUCGUUCCCGCACAAUUCGUUAGAUAUAUCGCUGGUUUGAUAUAAUCCUUAGGGAGUAUAAAAGAGGAAGGUAGAUGAGCGUCGCCGAAGCGCGCAAACUCAUUGAAAGCUGUCGUAAUCCUUAAGGUACUCUUCGAUCACAUGGUCUAAUACUAGAAGAACUUGUCUGUUUUUUAGAGGAGACUACAUACAAAAUAUACACAAGCACGUGCGUGAACAUCAUUUCGCAUCAUUAGCGAAUUGAAGAUCCUUCAGCGGUAGCCGUCAAAUACUAGACGAGUACGUUGUAGAUCGUUUUAAAAACUCUAGUCCGCUCAAGGAGAGAGGAGUAAAGUUUCUUCGAGUGUUAUGCCCGAGCGCUGGAAAAGUCGCUCUUCUGCCACGUUUCGUACUUUCAGGAGCUUAUACUUUAAGAAUACGUCGACACUCGUCCAUCGAUUUGCUGAGUGCAACAACUUUUCUCCGUCGAGCAAAUAAUGUUCCUACAUCUUGAAAUAUGAAUGAUAUCGCGUUUUUAAUCUCUUUCCAUCGCAAAAUCGACUCUUCAAAGAAGAACUUUGGAAGUCAUCUGAGAGCAAAGCUAUCCGCACUAUCAUUCUAUAGUGAAACGAUUCGCUUUUCUCGUAAAUUCAUCGCGUCAUUCGCAUUCUUUCUCAUAGAUUGACCAAGUUACUGUUAUUCUUUUUUAGAGAUGCGAUCCAAUUUGCGAGAUUUCGACGGUUGACUUGACAUGAACGUUGACCUUAUAUCGCAGACGUAGCUUUCCAGCGCGCGGGGCUCGUCUACCGCAGGCAGGAACACUCUAAAUGUGGCCAAUCUCAUCGUAUGUUGGCGCCCGCACAGUAAACUCUUGUCCAAUUCUUAGGUAGGUCGGCGGAUCGCGCCGCUCGAGAUUGUCAAGAGACGGGGUCGAUCGUCGACGGUAUAGCUCUAUCUGUUGUCUCUAUCGCGCUAUUCUUCUACUUCCUACGAUUUACAAUCUAGAUAGCCGAUUACCUAUACCUAGCCAGGGAUUGAGACCGAUAUUGAUAUUGUAAUUAACUACAUCUACAACUAUUGAAAUUCAAUGAUAAUUGCACGUGUAAUUAAUGUUGAUAUAAUCGUAGUAUAUGUAAUUAAUAUCUUGAGAGAUAUAUAAUAGUUAUAUAUAUAUCUAUGAGAUAAUCUCUCUUUUGUUGAGAUUUCAGAUUUCGUAAUGUUAAAGAUGUAAACAAAGAUGAUCUCAUUGAUGUAUGCUAUACCGGUCUCAAACCUUGGUAUUAAUAUGUGCUGAUCUCACGAAUUGGAGGAAAUAGAUCUUACCAAUUCUGCAAUUUAGACAAAUUUAUCGCUCGACGCGAUUUCUAUGUUGAUAUUAUUACGCUCGUAUUAGGCCGCAUUGAUGAUGAUUUAAUAUGUAUUAUUGUUGAGUUAAGAAAGAGAGUCAAAUAAAAGCUUAAAUAUCAAAACGAUUUCUUAAAAAUAGUAUCUUAAAGAUGUUUUAUCUCGCAUUUUUUAAUAAGACGAAAUUAUUGCUCAUUUAAAUUC
Messenger RNA from Camponotus floridanus (Florida carpenter ant), 2444 nucleotides. RefSeq names its product choline O-acetyltransferase-like. Bases 128 to 481 code for a protein of 117 amino acids. The record is from RefSeq and is a predicted model, not a curated record. Gene Ontology annotation, molecular function: choline O-acetyltransferase activity. Gene Ontology annotation, biological process: acetylcholine biosynthetic process; neuromuscular synaptic transmission. The transcript has 3 exons. Gene Ontology annotation, cellular component: cytoplasm; neuron projection. Lineage: Eukaryota; Metazoa; Arthropoda; Insecta; Hymenoptera; Formicidae.